AUGGCCAAGAAGGGAGGAGUUCAACAGCUCCAGGCGGAUAUCAGCUCCGAUGAGGAGUUUGAAAAGUUUCUACAGCGACCCGGUCUAUUGGUUUUGGAUAUAUAUUCGGAAUGGUGUGGUCCCUGUCUGGGCAUGGUGGGAAGUCUGCGAAAGAUCAAACUUGAGCUGGGCGGCGAUAAUUUGCAGCUGGCAAUUUGCAAAGCAGGUUCCAUUUCCUAUUUGGAAAGAUUCAACAAGAAAAGUGAACCGACUUGGAUGUUUGUAGCGAAUGGAAAGGCAAUCAAUAUAAUGUUUGGCACAGAUGUGCCCAAGUUGGUUGCGAUGAUCACCCGGGAGCUGGAGCUUACAAUGGCCAAAGAACCUCACGAAACUUAUGAAAUUACCGAAUUACAACCAAUUGAAAUGGAACAACAAAAAGUUAAAAACGAGGCCUUACAAUUGGCUGAAAAAAUCGAACUCGAAGAGAGCAAAAAGAAACGGAUCGAGUAUUUGAAAUAUGUGACAGAUACAAUAAUGGAAAAUUUGCCUGAUAUUGGCAUAACGGUAUUUGGACCGCAGGUUAAUCGGGAUAUGUUCAAGAAACUCUCCGAACCGGCUGAUCCUCUAAAAAUUCAAUGCAAAGAUCGUAAAGUUUUUACAAUAACACAAAGUGAUUUCAAUACUGUGAAUUUUGCGGCAGAAAAUCCAUUGGAAAGUGAGGUUAUAAAGCAUCUGUAUGAUAAGGAAUUGUUAAUGUGCUUCUGGAAGGUCGAUGAAACGAUGGGUAGUCCCCCAACUGUGCUUAAUCAGUAUGCCUAUGAGCUGACCAAGGAGAUUAUAAAGCCACCCGAUGAGUUUAACGAAGAGGAAACGAUUCUACCUCCUUUAAUAGUGCCCAUUGAAAUAACUAUAGAGGUUAAGGUUGAAGAAAAAGUCGAGCCCGAUGAUGCCGCAGAGGAAACCAAUACUGAGAAUGUGGAGGAGAAUGUGGAGGAAACUCCCGAGGUGGAUAAUAAACAAACGCAGGUUAUAAAAAUACCUCCGAUUUGGGUGCCCAGUGAUCAGCGUACCCAUGCCGCCCUCAUCUAUACGUAUUUCCGUGCCCAGACAUCGACCUUCUUGCCACCGGAUCCGACACCGGAACCACCACAUAUCAUCAUGACCUUUGAUGCAUAUAAGAAAAAGGAUCUGAUGAAUCUCGUGGAUGCCUGUCGGGAUGAUGUACCUCUCUAUGGUUUCUUCACCAGUGAUAAUCCUCAGACAGCAACAUUUAUAGCCAAUUCCGUUGAUAAAUAUAAUGCUAAGCCCUAUGUACCCACUGAUAAAAUUGUGCUUAAGGUGAACAAGGUGCUGGGCGAGACAAUACCAUUAUUAAUGGAAUACGGCCCCAGUUAUGUGAGUCCCAACUCUGUGGUGGGUUUCAAGGAGGCCUCCAAGUUCUUUCCCCCCACCUACAAGUCGGCGCUGCAAGAAGAAGCAGAGCUACAUGCCGUCAAAGCGGAGAAACCCAAGAAACGCAAAAAGAACAAAAAGGGCGCCGAUGCCGAGGACAAUGGACAGAGUAAUGCUGGUGCCCAGGACCAUCAACAGGAGGCGGAUGAGGCAGCCAAGACUUCGCCGGAGGAAGGCGCCUCCACAACCAGCAGCGGAGAAGACAGUUGCGAGAGUCGUCCGGCAACUGCCGAUGGCAACAAUGCCUCCACAGAGGCACAAUAAUUCCGAAUCCUAAUUCAAUCUAACUUAAAAAAAAAAACUCAGUUUUCCACAAGUUUUUGUGUAAAUUUAAUUUUUAACAUUGAAUAAAGUCUU
Drosophila innubila is the source of this 1788-nucleotide messenger RNA. RefSeq lists its product as uncharacterized. The transcript is spliced from 7 exons. Lineage: Eukaryota; Metazoa; Arthropoda; Insecta; Diptera; Drosophilidae. The record is from RefSeq and is a predicted model, not a curated record. Bases 1 to 1695 code for a protein of 564 amino acids.